Messenger RNA from Mugil cephalus (flathead mullet), 4395 nucleotides. RefSeq lists its product as uncharacterized. The record is from RefSeq and is a predicted model, not a curated record. The coding region runs from base 786 to 3632 and encodes 948 amino acids. The transcript is spliced from 18 exons. Gene Ontology annotation, cellular component: external side of plasma membrane. Gene Ontology annotation, biological process: immune response. Lineage: Eukaryota; Metazoa; Chordata; Actinopteri; Mugiliformes; Mugilidae.
UCAAACCAUGAUAGCGCUCCAAUCCUCUGUCUCCACCGCGGUCACUAAGGCUGAAUCAUGAAGCAUUAGCUUUAGAGUUAAGCUUUGUGUUCAAUGACAUUAUUCACGUCAAGUGAACUAUAUGUUGUGAUAUUUACUACUAAGAACAAGUCCAUUUCAUGGUUCACUUUCACCAGGAUUUGGUUUUGUAGUCUUGGUGCAUGUACCAGGCACUUUGCAGUUGUUGAAUCCAUGAUAAACCUGAGGGUCACAGAAUUACUGGAUGUGAUAGGUAACAUUAAACCUAAGAAGUAAAUAAUUGAUGAAUUGAACUGAAGUCCAAGUAAUAAAGUCAUAUCUAUGCGGUAAGUGGAUUGUUUGAGCUUCAGUUCUUCAGUUCUAAGUGACUGGUUUGGAGUUUUAUCAGGAGCAUCUAUGUGGUAACUUAUGUUUAAGGUCAGACUUUGGACAUGUGAGUAAUCGAAACCCAGAGGCUCAUUGGUGUCAGUUCAUCAUUAACCAACAUUACACAUAUUCUCAGUGUUUCCUUGAUCUACAAAUAUGAUGACGGCUAAACUGACAAAGCUGCUUGUUCACAACCUGGAGAAUCACAUCAGGUGUCCACAUUUUACAGAUCAGGACUGGAUGUGAAUGAGAGGAAACCACUGACGAAGUUAAUGCUUUAACGCAGUAUGGUUAUGAAUCCACACCUGGCUUGAGUACGCAGUCGGUGGACACUCCCACAUUUUACUUUCAGGUUCAGCCAGCUCACGAUCAGCAGGAAUCUUAACCACAUGUGAAAAAAUAUGAUUAAGUUGGUUUUGCUGCUUCUCUUGUGUCAUGUUUCAUCAUCAGUGAAACACUCACUGAUGUUUUACGUCACUGCCUCCUCUGGAGUCCCAAACCUUCCAGAGUUUAUGGUGCUAGGACAGGUUGAUGACAUCCAGGUGAUUUACUCUGAUGGCAGCAAAAAGAUAUUUGAACCAAGACAGGACUGGACGAAAAAAUUAUUUGAUGACAAUCCUCAACUCUGGACACAGGGCACUAAGGACUGUUUUGAGAUUCAACCUCCCCGCUUCAAGAGCAAACUGAACAGUUUGAUCCAGCUCUUCAACCACAGUGAAGGUUCAGGUGUUCACAUUUUACAGCUUAAGAUUGGCUGUGAAUGGAAUGAAACGACUGGAGAGGUUGCUGGUUUUGAACGGUUUGGUUAUGAUGGAGAAGACUUCAUUGAACUGGAUCUGAAGAGGUUGACGUUGACCGCUCUGAGACCAGAGGCUAAUAUUAUCAAACAGAAAUGGGAUAAAGAUACAAACAGGAUAAAAUACGAUGAGCAAUUACUUACUCAGACUUGUCCUGAGUGGCUGAAGUUGAGUUUGAAGUAUGGGAACAGCUCUCUGCUGAGAACAGACGUCCCCUCAGUGUCUCUCCUCCAGAAGACUCCCUCCUCUCCAGUCAGCUGCCACGCUACAGGUUUCUACCCUGACAGAGCCAUGAUGUUCUGGAGGAAAGAUGGAGAGGAGAUUCAUGAAGGAGUGGAACAUGGAGAGAUCCUCCCCAACCAUGAUGGAUCCUUCCAGAUGAAUGUUGACCUGAACAUUUCAUCAGUCUCACCUGAAGACUGGAGGAGGUACGACUGUGUGUUUCAUCUCUCUGGUGUUGAGGACGACAUCAUCACCAAACUGGAUGAAACACAGAUCAGAACCAACUGGGCCGAGAUGCCCAGAGACAAGACCAUCACCACCAUCAUCAUCAUCUCUGCAGUGGUUGUUGUUGUUGUUGUCGUCUUUGCAGCAGCUGCUGGAUACAUGGUUUAUAAAAAGAAACAAGACCAAAAGGCUCCACCUGACCUUACAGAUAGUGAGAACAACAUUGACUGUGGAUCAUCUGGGCUUCCAAACCUCUCAGAGGUUCAGGACUGGAUGAGAAAAAUCUUUGAAAAUGACACUCGACAGAUGGAUUGGUACACUAAGCAGUGUACUGAGAAAAGGUCCAACUUCUUCAAAGCCAUGAUGUAUACUUUGAAGCAGCUCUUCAACCAAAGUGUUCACAUUUUACAGCUGAUUGAAGGCUGUGAAUGGGAUGAAACAUCUGGAAACGUUACUGCUUCUAUGAGGUUUGGUUACGAUGGAGAAGACUUCAUUGAACUGCAUUAUAAGAUGUUGACCUGGACCGCUCUGAAACCAGAGGCUGACUUCACCAAUCAGAGAUGGAAUAAUGACAGAAUUAGAACAAAACAAAAUGAGAAGUUCCUUACUCAGGAUUUCAACCUCUCCCUGGCCCAAGCGGUCAUCCUUACCUGCCUGAAAUCUGCCUCCAUCAUCCCGCUACCAGAAGAAGUCACCCACAACCUCAAUGACUUCCACCCUGUUGCCCUCACACCAGUCAUUAUUAAGUGCUUUGAGAGACUGGUUGUACAGCACAUCAAGGACUGUCUCCCCCUCACACUUGAUCCACUUCCUGUCCUCAGGAAGAACAACCUGGACAGGAAGCUGCUGCUGGCCUUCUACUACUCAUCCAUAGAAAGUCUGCUGAAGCACUUUGGUCUAAAGUCUUUACAGAAACAGAACAAGAUGAAAACUUUGCUUUUGUUGCUUCUCUUCUGUCGUGUUUCAUCAACCGUGAAACACUCACUGAAAUAUUUCAUCACUGGAUCCUCUGAAGUCUCAGAACUUCUAGAGUUUGAGGCUGUUGUAUCAGUUGAUGACAUCCAGGCUGGAUACUGUGGACACAGCGACAAGAAAUUAGAAUUCAAAAUGGACAGGGAGACAAAAGUCUUUGACACUCAUCCUCAAAAAUUAUUUAUGUACGUUCAGUACUGUUUUAUGUUCUACCCGGAUUCCUUCAAAGACAUGAUUCCGAUUCUGAAGCAGGACUUCAACCAGAGUGAAGGUGUUCACAUUUUACAGCUUAUGCAUGGCUGUGAAUGGGAUGAAAAGACUGGAGAGGUCACUGGCUUCAUGCAGUAUGGUUAUGAUGGAGAAGACUUAAUUGAACUGGACCUAAAGGCAUUAACGUGGGUCGCUCUGAAACCUCAGGCCGUCUCCACCAAACUGAAAUGGGAUUCAGAUGUAGAGAGUAUACAAUUCAAUAAGGAGUUCUUAACUCAGACUUGUCCUGAGUGGCUGAAGAUGUAUUUACACUAUGGGAAAAACUCUCUGUUGAGAACAGCUCUCCCCUCAGUGUCUCUCCUCCAGAAGACUCCCUCCUCUCCAGUCAGCUGCCACGCUACAGGUUUCUACCCUGACAGAGCCAUGAUGUUCUGGAGGAAAGAUGGAGAGGAGAUUCAUGAAGGAGUGGAACAUGGAGAGAUCCUCCCCAACCAUGAUGGAUCCUUCCAGAUGAAUGUUGACCUGAACAUUUCAUCAGUCUCACCUGAAGACUGGAGGAGGUAUGACUGUGUGUUUCAUCUCUCUGGUGUGGAGGACGACAUCAUCACCAAACUGGAUGAAACACAGAUCAGAACCAACUGGGUUGAGAAGCCCAGAAACAAGACCUCCACCAUCAUCAUCUCUGCAGUGGUUGUUGUGGUUGUUGUUGUCGUUGUUGCAGCAGCUGCUGGAUUCAUGGUUCAUAGAAAGAAACAAGACCAAAAGGCUCCACCUGAUAGUGAAGUCAGCUCUGAGCUCUCUGAGAGACUGAAUCCUAACUGACAAAACUUUAUCCUUAUAUUUUAACGUUUACAAUAACUUACUCUAAAUACACUGUCCAACACUAGAUACUAGAUACUGGACAACUGAAACCAUGUUCUUUUUUUCAAAGAGUAGAUUCAUCAUAAUUGUGACAUUUACACUUAGAGACCAGAUCAAAGUCUAGUGGAACUAGAUGGUGGCUUUCCAAGCCAGUUGGCCUGGUUAUACCACUCUGGGUUUUUCCGGUCACUAUGUUUCUACUACUAUGUGUCAAACUGCCUUUUUUGAAGUUUAUAUUAAGUUGGGUCUAGUUCUGUAAUUCGUGUUUGCAUUCCUAUGUUUUGAUAUUCUGUUGUUAACGCUAACAUGAUUUUAUGUAGAUUUGUGUUUUUCUUAAGAACGUAUAGUUUUAUAGUGUCUCCUUUUUAAAUCCCGGAUUACAGAAACAUAAUUUUAUUAUGAUCAAUGUCUAUAUACCUUCCGUUUACACCUGAUGAUGAUGAUGUUUAAACCUGACUCACCUGAACUCUCACAGCAGCGACUUGUUCUCUUACAGCUCAGUGUACUGAUUGAACUUUAAUGUGUAUGAAGAUCCUGAUGGAAAUCUUUAAAUGCUGUAACAAUCAUCUGAGCUGGUUUUAGUUCAUACUGUGAUUUAGGUUGACCUGACAGCUGACUGUGAGCAGCUCUAUCACUACUACUGUUCUUUUAGUUAACUUUAAAGAUAAUCAUCAGUUUAUAUGUGGAAUUACUGUCUUGAUGAAUGAAUCUGUUUCUGGAUCUU